UUGAACGUCGACUAUCAUACAUUCCGCUACAUGUUUUGCCUAUUUUUGAAAUGACGUGACAUGUUUGACCUAAUUCAAGAUCUAAGUGCUUUAUUUAUAGCAGUUUUCAAUAAAAAGAGCUAAACAAGUACACCUUUUGGCAAUAAUGUGGGUGAUUGAGUUCAAUUUUCGUCUCUAGUUCAAUUUCACUGUGAUAUCUUGAAUAAAAUUUUAUUUACAUAUUCGAGGAUAAAAAAAAAGCAAUAAUUAUUUAUCUAAUAAAUAAAUAAGUGAUAUCUGUUAUUAGAUUAUUAUCUUCUAUAUUAGUUUAUGAAUAGAUUCUGUUUUAAGAAUUUACGUAAAAAGCUCAAUUAUUUUAUCGAAGUAAAAAGUAGAAGACAAAUAUUAUGUCUUUCGUAAAAUGUUGUUUUGAUGCUGGCGAAGGUCAUGACAUUCUGGAAUCAUUUGUGCAAAAAUGUACCGAUCCUGGCUGUUGCUGUGGCUGUUGCUCCGCACUUCGGCCAAGAUACAAACGUUUGGUUGACAAUAUAUUCCCCGCGUUGCCACAAGAUGGCCUCGUCAAGUCAAAUAUGGAGAAGCUUACGUUCUACUCACUCUCCAGUCCGGAGAAACUCGAUAGAAUCGGGGACUACCUCUUUCAAAAGGCUUCGAGGGAUAUAUAUCGGCGAAGACAUGGGUUCGUAAUAAUAGCCAUGGAGGCAAUGGACCAGCUCCUCUUAGCGUGUCACUCGCAGACUCUCAACCUCUUCGUAGAGAGCUUCCUCAAAAUGGUGCAGAAGUUACUGGAGUCCACAGAUCCUCAACUACAGAUACUUGCGACGCAGAGCUUCGUCCGUUUCGCGAAUAUAGAAGAGGAUACGCCAUCAUACCACCGUCGGUAUGACUUCUUCGUGUCCAAGUUCUCUGCCAUGUGUCACAGCAAUCAUACAGACAAACACACAAGAGAUAGUAUACGACUCGCCGGGAUAAGGGGGUUGCAGGGGGUGAUAAGGAAGACCGUGUCUGACGAUCUGGUGGAGAAUAUUUGGGAGGCUCAACACAUGGAUAAGAUUGUGCCUUCGUUGUUAUAUAAUAUGCAGGGCGCAGAGAAAUACGAGACGGUGUCGUGUCUGGAGUCAGAGACGGACACGAGGGAAGGGAUAGAGGAACCGCCCAAACUGGCCGAAGCCUGUCUCCGGGAACUGGUCGGGAGAGCCUCCUACGGACACAUCCGAUCAGUUCUACGACCCGUACUUACGCAUUUCGAUCGCCACGAGCUGUGGUUGCCGUGCGAUUUCGCCGUUCACAUAUUCAAGAUUAUCAUGUUCUCUAUUCAGGCGCAGUACUCGUACAGCGUGGUGGAGGCCUUGAUGCAGCACUUGGACGCCAGUGGAGGGGGGUCAGGCACGCGUGUCCGCGCCGCUCGAGCCACAGUACUUAGUAAUAUCGUAGCUAUCGCCGCCGGUGAUAGUGUUGGUCCGUCGGUGUUGGAAAUAAUCAACAAUCUCCUGACAAAUCUCCGAGCCUCAGUAGCUCGAGAUUCCGAAUUGUCUUUCCAGAAAGAGUCCGACGAGCGUCUCUACCAAGAGGCCUUGAUCAACGCGUUGGGCGAAUUCGCGGACCACCUGCCCGACUUCCAGAAGAUAGAUAUUAUGAUGUUCAUCGUCAGCAAAAUACCGAGCGGCCGAGGGAAACCCACCAAGGCCGAUUGUAUGCUGCAAAGCAUUCUGCUCAAGUCCCUGCUCAAGGUGGGAACGACGUACAAGACCACGGAGCUGAGUAAAGCCUUCCCCGCGGCUUUCCUCGAGGCCCUGCUGCGCGUGUCGAGCACCAGCGAGGCUCGCACCAGGGCCUUGCUGCAGAGGAUCCUGCACACGCUGCUCGACAGACGGGCGAACGCCCCGCUGCUUCUUGUGCCCACGGUGCAGUAUGAAAAACUAGGCCUGACAGUGGAAAAAUGCUCCCGACCCGACCUGAUCUUCAUCAGCAAACAUGGCCACGCCAUCUUCAGCUCGCUGUAUGAAGGGCUCCAACUGGAAUCGAACACGGCCGAGAACAUAUCGGCCAUUUACACCACCCUGUCUCUGCUCGCCAUCGAGCUGGCCUCCGAGGAGACCGUCUGCGACAUGCUUCAACUCAUUCUGGCCAUCCAACAGUCGGCGAUAUCGAACCCGGUCCUGUCUACGGCUCAACAGUGUCAGCUCCACGCCAUAACCGUUGCGCUAGCGGCUCUUGUGUCGCACGUGCUGGCGCUGCCGCCGCUCGGCGAUUAUAUUAAACAGAUAAUAGAAGCUCGUCGCGAAGAAGCCCAGCACAUGUUGCCGCCGCUCUCGGACGACUACGACGUGUCGCCCAACAAAUUGCCGAACAAGUUGCCCUACCUGAUGAUCGACCAGAUGGCGCUGGGCGAAUGCCUGAAGGCGUGCGGCAUCGAGCCCAGCCGCCUGCAGACCGCGUCCCCCUACUCCGGAGGCACGGCCGUCGGCCUCGCCCAUCGCCACAGCUGGGUGGAAGCCGGAGCGACGCAGGGCAGGGACAGCCUGGCCGACAUCUCCGCGGGACCCGUCACCGAACUCGACAGCGCCAACAGUUCCCCCGGAGUACAGAGGCACCCCACGCAGAGCGAGAACGUGAGCCUGGAGGCGCUGCGGCGGGCGGCGAGCGGGCCCAGCGAGGCCGAGAGGAGAGACGCGGAGAGGAGGAAGGUGUCCCUCAACAACACCUUCCGCACUGCGCCCUUCGACCAUCUGCUGCACAUCACGCAGCCCAAGUACGAGAUCCAAGACAAGCUGGAAGAGAUCUUCAACUCCAUCUCCGAGGAGCCCCUUCUGCCCAUCGGAGCCGGCUCCCCCGCGGGCAAGACUCAGAACCAGCCUUACACCAAGUAUUUGACGGAGCUCUUUCUCUACUGAGGGAAUAUGGUUAGCAGUUCCAUACUUAAGGGCGUAGUGGACUUUUCUCGCAGUUUUCCAGAAAUUAGUAAUAAAGGCAAUGCAAUAUUUAAAAGCCGAUUUAGUGAAAUUGAAAGAUUAAAACACAUUGUUUUAAAGGUUUCAUUUAUGAGAGCAUCUUCAUAUAUUCUUCUUCCAGGCCAAUCUUUCGGGGUCACUUAUUAAUUAAGACAACGGUGUGUGAAUUUUCAAAAGGGUUAAGUUAACUAGGAAUUUGGGUGAUAGUGUUAUAAACUUAUCUCAUCCAGAGGUAGAAUGUCCCUCAAACGAAAACGAUAACUCAGGACGACAAAUACGUAACAUCGAAUAGUAAACGUAAAAAAUAGGACACUUAAUUGUUGCAUUAAAAAAUCACACUAUAGUAUUCUCUCUAUGUCUAAGGAACGUGGUCGGCUUUACAGUGAGAGGUGUAUAGCUCAUCUCGUUGAAUACGCGUUCUUUAUGUGCGUUAAAUAUGUUACGUACACGUAUACGAAUCGUAUUUUGGCGUGAACUUUGCGAUAUUGAUUCGAUUAAAACGUUUAUAUAUCGAGACUUACUCGAGUUUUGAGUAUUACUCGUAUUGGUUUUAUUUUUUAAAGGUAAUUGUUUAAUAUGGGGUUGAAUUGCAUUUAAAAAAUUCCAAGAAACUUGUAGACAUCUAUAAUUAUUAGACAGACUAAAUCUAUGUCUAAUCAAAUAUAAAGUAACAUUUAUAACAUAAUAUUAUCAAGCAUAUAGUUGGUAAUUAAAAUUCAAUGUACUUUGUAGUAAUAAACACAAAAUACAUAAUAAAUAUUGGUUGGAAUCUUCCUUCAUACUUGAAAGUGAACAAAUACGGCACGAGUGAUAUAUCGCUUAAUAUAUUGCUUCACUAACGGUAAGCACAUAAUAUGUAAAAGCGCUUUGUGUGAAUUCACUUAUUCCUUAUUUUUCAUUCUCUUCAUAGAUGUUUGUGUGAAAAUAGACAAUUUACAGAAAACGAAGCCGGUAAAUGGCGAUAUCGGAGCCCUAGAGUAUACAAGUUUAUAUUGCGGAUCACUGAUUCUGUUAUCAUUCAAUCCGUCUGAAUUUCACGAAGAUAAAGUUUUUUUUCUUUUACUCGUUUCUUUUUUCCGAGUAAUAAUGACAUUCCAUAGACAAUUGUCUAAUUUUUUUUGAUCAAACUCAAAAAGUGUUCGCUUAGCAUAUUUAAACCGUUCGCCUAAGCUGUGGAUUACGAUAGACGACACCUUAUGAGCGGUUUAAUGGUUCAUAAUUACGGAAGGAGUUGUAAUUGAAUAAAAAUUAUUUAUCAAAAUCUCUUACUUAAAACAAACACUACCUUCUUCCUUUAAGAUGAAAAAUCUGUAGGAAUUUCUCUCGACUAGCCUUUUUUACAUUUUCUGUAAAAUGUAGCUUUCGAUAUUAUUUUUUAUUGUUAUUCGUACUUACACAUGUUAUAAGGUUAAUAAAUUAUUACGUAGAUCAAA
Messenger RNA from Pieris napi, 4381 nucleotides. It is a transcript of the gene stmA, whose product is annotated as protein EFR3 homolog cmp44E. The transcript has 20 exons. The coding region runs from base 387 to 2891 and encodes 834 amino acids. Gene Ontology annotation, cellular component: plasma membrane. NCBI's taxonomy places the organism in Eukaryota, Metazoa, Arthropoda, Insecta, Lepidoptera, Pieridae. Gene Ontology annotation, biological process: protein localization to plasma membrane. The record is from RefSeq and is a predicted model, not a curated record.